CAUUCAUUACCACACAUGGAGGAACUGUUCUCAAAUCUACGAGGGGCUACUGUUUUUUCCACGAUUGAUUUAGCUUCUGCCUACCACCAAAUGCCUCUGCAUCCUGAAAGUCGUGAUAUUACAGCAUUUAUCACCCAUGAUGGACUUUUUCGUUUCUGCAGAGUUCCUUUUGGCUUAGCUUCUGCCCCAUCAGCGUUUCAGAAAAUGAUGUCAAUCAUCCUUGCAGGUUUGCCAGGUGUACAAGCAUACCUGAAUGACAUCAUCUGCUAUGGCUCUACACAAAAAGAACAUGAUGAAAAUUUACGGAGAGUUCUUCAAGCCUUGACUGAUGCCGGACUCAAACUGAACAUGCACAAAUGUAAAUUCAAUCAACCUUCACUAAACUACCUGGGUCACACCAUUUCAAAAGACGGUCUUCAACCAGAUCAGGAUAGAGUCACUGCUGUGAUUCAUGCUCCAGCUCCACACGACACGUCUUCUCUGAGAUCUUUCCUUGGUCUUGCAUCAUGGUACAGUAAGUUCAUUCCAGAUUUUGCGACUGUUAAGUGAGCCAUUACGUGCAGUGCUCAGAGACUCCACAGAUUUAAGCUUCAAGUGGACGACAGAAGCACAGUCUAGCUUCACUUCACUUAAAGACCUGAUAGUCAAUAGUCCUGCCUUAGCUCUGUAUGACCCUGAGUUACCAACCUAUGUUACAACUGAUGCUUCAGACUAUGGACUGGGCGCAGUGUUAACUCAACUGCAUUCAGAUGAAAGUGAGAGAGUUGUCGCUUUUGCAUCAAGAACUCUUUCUUCUGCUGAGCGCAAGUACUCCACGGUCGAACGUGAAGCUCUUGCCUGCGUUUGGGCUGUGGAAAGGUGGAGAACCUACCUCUGGGGUCGUCGCUUUGUUCUUCGUACAGAUCACCAAGCACUUACGACUUUACUCACCUCUAAAGGUUCUGGCCGUGCUGGACUAAGGAUUGCCAGAUGGUCCGCUCGACUGCUCUGCUUUACAUACGACGUCACUUAUCGCCCAGGAAAUCAGAACGUCACUGCUGACUGCCUGUCUCAACUACCACUAACUGCUGAAAAUGAGGCAACAGAGGAACCUGACAUGAUUGCUGCUGUUUUUAAGGAGUCACUGUGUGCCAUUUCUCUUCCAGAGUUCACUUCUGCCAGCGAAAUCUGUCCAGAACUUUCACUACUGCGCAACCAGAUUGAAAAAGGCUGGCCCAAAUGCAAAAAAGGUCUUCCAGAGAACCUUACUCCAUACUUUCAGAUACGACAUGAGUUAUCAGUUCAUGGUUCACUGAUAUUGAGAUUGACAGAUCGACUAGUUGUCCCUGCUUCACUGCGUGCCAGACUUGUUGACUUGGCACAUGAAGGACAUCAAGGCAUUGUCCGUACCAAGCAGAGACUGCGUGAACUUUUCUGGUGGCCACAACUGGACAAAUUUGUACAUUCUGUCAUUGCUUCCUGUGUUAACUGCCAGUUCAGUGAUAAGGUAGCCAUAACUGCUCCUGCUCCACUCACUCCAGUUGAAUUCCCUAGUAAACCAUGGGAAAAAGUUGCAAUAGACAUUACAGGUCCAUUUGAAAAUGCUACAUGGGACUGCCGUUAUGCUAUUGUACUUACAGAUUACUACAGCAAAUGGCCUGAGGUUGCAUUCAGUUCUACUGUCACUACAGAUGUUAUCAUUCGUUUUUUAGCCACUGUGUUCAGUAGGGAAGGUAAUCCGAUGUAUCUUGUCUCAGAUAAUGGUUGUCAGUUUACUUCUCAUGCAUUUAGUACUUUUCUGAGAGAGAGAGAGAUACAGCACUUAAGGUCCAGUGUAUACUACCCUAAAGCAAAUGGUGCUGUGGAAAGAUUCAACAGAGUACUUAAGGAGUGCAUACAAACAUCUGAAAGAAGUCACAGCUCAUGGAAGGAAGCUGUAACAGAAUUCCUGCACAACUACCGAGCUACUCCUCAUGCAACCACCGGAGUAACCCCAUUUGAGCUACUGAGAAACAGAAAGAUGCGCACCAAGUUAAACAUACUCCCAGUAGAACUGAAAAGCAAAACACAUGCCCAAAUACAACAGAGGGUGAAACAAAAGCAAAAUAAAAUGAAGGAAUACACAGACAAGAAAAUGAGAGCUAAAGUACCAACAGUCAAAGUGGGUGACACUGUUCGUGUUCGCAGACCUGAGCACGUUUCCAAAGGAUCUUCAAGAUUUACAGAACCACGGACUGUCAUAAAGAAAGUUGGACAAAACACUUUCUUACUAAGUGAUGGACGCAAGUGGAAUGCUUCAAAACUUGCACACUUCCCAAAACAAACCUUAACUGGUUCAGAACAAAACAGUGAUACUGUAUUUGAUACCUUUGCACUGCCAGGAAACACUAAUGAACCUGCUGCUGUACCUAGAAGAAGUCAGAGAUCUAGAAAUGCACCAAGAUGGUUGACAGGUUUUGUAAGAUAAAGUGAAAAUUAAUGUAACCACUCCUGUUCAGAAUGGUAUUAGUGUUCGGUAAGACAAGUAAAGAUUACUACUGUUCUGCUAAAGUAAAAUACAGUAAAAAUAAAUAGGUUUAAAUGUUCAUCCUGUAAUGCUUAUGGUUAACAGUGAAACUGGUAAUUUUAUUCUAAUGCUGAUAUUCAUUUAAUGUACUGUUGCUACUUGAGCUAAUAUGGUUCGUAAACUUUUCAGAUUACUGUUGGCUUGCUGAAAUGGUAAUUUUACAAACUUAGUUUCCUGCUGUCAGUUAUACAGUGCAAAUGUAAGUAAUUGCUUCAGGAAAAGGGAAAAUGUUAUGUCUUGUUAUUGCAUGUAAAGGACAGCAGGGGGAGC
Poecilia latipinna (sailfin molly) is the source of this 2815-nucleotide messenger RNA. RefSeq lists its product as uncharacterized. Gene Ontology annotation, molecular function: nucleic acid binding. The transcript has 2 exons. Gene Ontology annotation, biological process: DNA integration. The coding region runs from base 1097 to 2446 and encodes 449 amino acids. NCBI's taxonomy places the organism in Eukaryota, Metazoa, Chordata, Actinopteri, Cyprinodontiformes, Poeciliidae. The record is from RefSeq and is a predicted model, not a curated record.